AUGAACAAAAUGAGGUAUAACCUGCCAACACUGUUGGCAUUGUGCCAGGACACAGGCGUGCACUGCAAGUGGACCAGUGAAGCAAGACACUGCAGACGAGCGCGUCCUGAUCGAAGCAAAAAGAAGCCUAUUCUUUCAGAAAACCCGAGAAACCGGCCGACUAGAGAGCCAGUCAGGUCAUCGCGACCGAACAAAAAUCCAGCAUCGAAAGCCUCCAAGACCCGCCCAACUCGUAACAGCAAGAAGUCCUUUGAGCCUGUGUUCUCCACGAGUGACGCAGGGUUUGCCCAAUUUCUGAAAAAGCACACUUCCCCGAAGCACCAGCGAGUCACAGCUGGGGGAAGAAUCGUUCCAAUGGAGCCACCAAGACCACCCCAUCUUGAUGGCUCAUCAGCUGCGCCAACGGCUGAAACGAAUGACGACGAAUCCAUUGUCGCACAUGUCUUUGUCGAUGACCAACUUAGGACUGGUGGCCGGAGCGGAGCAAUACAAGAGAACUUGACAAUCAUCCGUUCUUCUACAGAGUCCGAUAAUAACCUGCAUGAGCGGUUGCGUUCGCCUUUGCCGGCAAGCACAUCCCAAUUCGCAGUUCCCGUUGAUUCGCGGGUUUUGAGUGUUUCCCAGGCAAUGGAAUCAAACAUUCCAUAUGCUGAACAUUUUGAGUAUCAACCACAAGACGAAGAUGAUCCAGAGUUCGCUCGCCGUAGUCCAAGCGCAGUACAGCGUUAUGAGACCCCCCUUGAGGCCCAGGAGCGCCGAACACGAUGGUAUUUGAUCGAGACACUUAUUGACCAUGAUGAUUUUGCAAUUGCGCAGAUGAUGUCGUUGCUUCUGCCGUUUGAUAUCCUCCCGGGUUGCGACUAUUAUGUUCAAUAUGUAGGAAGGGCGUGGAUAUUCGGCAUUGGUGCCAUGAUUGCGGCAAGGAAGCUACUGAGUAGCAAACUCCAGGCCCAUGAAAUGUACUUGGAGGAGGUCAAUGAAUUUAUUGCGUUAGACCCAGAGAUUCCGCCUGGUGACGUUUGUUAUCAUUUGCGCGUUUACAACAUCAACGAACGGGCAAGAGUGCUCAAUGCUUUUGAUUACUAUGAGAUGCUCGCAGAGGAAUCUCUCGCGAACAAUCCCAUUGAUCCAGGAUGUAUUACCGUCGGACCAGCCCAUCAAGAGCAACCCGGAAGAACGAUCCAUGGUGGUCCAUCUGAUAACCUGGGGACUGACGGUACCAAUGAGGUUGAGCGUACCAAGACCUCUCGUGCAGUCGAUAUUACUGACCCAAACACUGGCCAUCGCAUCCAAUUCCAGAGACAGCAAUCAAUAGCAACAAACGACAUCCGGAAUGGAACAGGCCGCACAAACGGGGACGACUCAGAAUUCGAUAACAUGCAGGUUGAUGGAAGCUCAGAGUUGUUGAUUCGUGAUCAUGUAAAUGGAAACUGCAACGGAAACAGAAGCAACUCGCUCUUCAACCAGGUUCAGGUUGAUAGAAGAUCAGAGUUGUUUCAUGGUGCGAGUGGGACUAGCGGCAACAUGCCUGCAGGAAGCGAUGAUCCGCUCUUUGACGCUAAUAACCGAUUGGGCAUUCACCUUUCUCCCGAAAUGGAUUCUGAGACGGAACAUAGUGAAAUCAUACCAUGGAUCCCCCAGGAGACAUGGACAGAAUGUCGCCCGAGAAACGGAAGCUGUAUUAGCAACACCCUGCCUCGGAAUUUCGGCCGAAACAUCAACAAUGUGAGAUCGGCAUUGCAUUCUAUUACUGAAAUAGACCAUGAGGAGCACGUCAUCGAAUUAACUCACAAGGCUGAAAAUGAUGGGAGUCAUACACCAGACCUCGCGUUUAGCAUCGAUGAUCAGAAUGGGCUUCAGUAUCUUCAGAAUGAGCUCUGCAGGGCAUCAGUUUCAAGCAGUUUGGAUGACGACCAACAGACGAUAAGAGUCUCUAGCCCCGGACCCGGACUGAAUGAGGAGAUGCUCUCAGAGCUUUCCUUUGAUCGGCAGCGCAGAAAUAGUGAGGUGUCGGAUUUCCAGGCGCCUCUCAUUCCACCGGACUUUUUCGAUGUGUUUGUUGUAGACGUGGAAGGAUCCGGUGAACGGAGACGACGCUCCUCAACUGGACAACCAGAGGAUGGCAUGAAUCACAGCCGCAGUGGAAGUUUCACCAUGACAAUGAGCAGUUUCGGAGGGGAUUACCCCGACGAUAUGUCGGACACACCCCUAUUGUCUCGGAAUAGCCCAUUCGGCAGGUAUAGCCCAUUGUCCCGGAAUAGCCCGAGCAGAGUGAUCUCGAGGUCGAGUGUCCGCCGCAGACCCUAUGUACCUGUGGGUGGUCUCAGCAGCGUUGGGUCUCGUAUGAUCUCAUCGAGUCUGAAUGCCCGUCGAAGGCAUGACGCACGUGAAAAUGUCCGAAGCGCCCGUCGCUCGCUCACAAAUUCAUCGAGAUUGAUUGACGACUUGAGAGACGAAGUACCCGCAACAACUGUUCUCGGUUUUGACGCGGCAGACAGUCAGCAAAACACCACUUACUCGCCACUGUACUUUUCACAGUUGAUUAAUGCCAGUGUCAGACAUACUGCUCCCGCUAUUGUGAACACCAGCAGAAUCAAUGCGUAUGCUCACAACUAA
Penicillium egyptiacum is the source of this 2616-nucleotide messenger RNA. NCBI's taxonomy places the organism in Eukaryota, Fungi, Ascomycota, Eurotiomycetes, Eurotiales, Aspergillaceae. The record is from the annotation of a GenBank genome assembly.